AUGUCCAUUUUCUCUCUCAUCCUCUUAGGCACUGUUUUUGCUAAUGCUGUCAAACCCUGCUUCUCUCGUCGUUCACACGUUUACGUAGCAUCAUACCAAUGGCGGCUCGAGCUUCAACCGACAGUCCUGCUGGGCUACCAGUUGACAACCCAAGCCAGUCGUACUGGCUUUCAAAGCCGUCUGAGAUCCUGCUCGGUCACGAAGAUUAUCGAAAAGAUCCAGGAAAAGCAUCCGGAUAUUGGAGCAAACACUUCAAUGGUCACGAAGGAGGGCGGCAAAUCUCCAUCGUCCUGCUUACAAGGCGAGAGGAAGUUGAACGAGCUUACAUUGGAAUGGUUGCGAGUCGGUGCUGCUGAAGGUGCUGUACUGCAGUCGAACGCUGCGAGUCUCUGGCCUUACAAACCCGUUGCCUUUGUGCUCGAACGCCUCCUAGCGGCCGGCAGCUUCAAUCUACAGACAAAGACUCCAGUGACAGGCCUCAACAGGGUCGAUUUACCAGCAGGAAACUCCAGUAACCACCCAGAUGCCGACAAGGCAGCGUCUAGAGGCUGGACAGCUCACACAUCUCGAGGCGACAUUUCAGCCCGCCAUGUUCUCCCAGCGACAAAUGCGUAUACUUCUCAUCUGCUUCCUCGGUUUGCAGACAUCAUCGUGCCGUCCACCAAGGAUCCGUUGGACAUUGAACACACGUUCUAUUUCGUCUCCGAUCUUACCGACCGCAGAGAUGACUACCUAGUGCAAAGACCUCCACCAGGUGCUGAACUGAUUUAUGGCGGCGGACGCAUCUACGCAGAGGGUCACGGACUCGGCGUGUGGGAUGACAGCGCCAUCGACAAACCGGUGGCACGCCAUCUCAAACACGAGCUGGGCAGCUUGAUGGAUCUCUCGAUACGUGAGCAAGGAAAUGCACAAGGCGAGCGUGGUGCCAGCCCAUCGACGCAAGAUAUUGAACCAACAUUUGAGUGGUCAGGCAUCAUGGGAUUCUCGCGCGACGGCUGGCCGUGGGUCGUUGUUGAUAUGAUGAUUCCUGGCCAUGAGGAUGGAGACGAGACGGCCGGCCAGGUAGAUCUGCCCUCCGAGUAUCUCAUUGCCGAUGAUCGACUCGAGAAGGCGAGGGAAUGCGAGACCGUCGCAGAAGCGGACAAGAGGGGGGCAUUCAUGUUGGACUUGGACAUGGUUUGA
This is a messenger RNA of Trichoderma aggressivum f. europaeum, 1182 nucleotides long. RefSeq lists its product as uncharacterized. The transcript is spliced from 3 exons. The record is from RefSeq and is a predicted model, not a curated record. Lineage: Eukaryota; Fungi; Ascomycota; Sordariomycetes; Hypocreales; Hypocreaceae. Bases 1 to 1182 code for a protein of 393 amino acids.